AUGGGCAGUCACCUAGCACAUCAUCUGUUAGAGGCAGUACUCACUCACUGGAUCCUGGUGACCUUUGCUCUCUUGGCUGCCAGACUUUUGCGCAAUCACUUCCACAACGGCCUCAACAAGUAUCCAGGACCUCUUGUCGCCUCCCUGACCGACUGGUGGCGCUUCAUAGACGUCUACAAGCGUCGACCGGAGCUGACACAGCAGGGCCUACAUGCGAAAUACGGCGAUGUAGUCCGACUAGGUCCCAACACCCUCUCAUUCGCGGACCCGAGUGCUUUGAAAUCGAUAUAUGGCCUUAACAAGGGCUUCACAAAGUCCAACUUCUACACCGUGCAGCAGGCCGUGGUCAAGGGCCGCAGCUUGGCCUCCCUCUUCAGCACUAUCGACAACAACUUCCACGCCCAGUUCCGUCGCAGCGUCAACUCUGCUUUCUCCUUGAGUUCCCUUGUCCAAUAUGAGCCCUUUGUGGACAACACCACCAAGAUCUUCCUCAACCAGACCGAAAGUCUAUUUGCAGGUGAUCCCGAAGGCUUCGACAUUACAAGAUGGCUGCAGUUCUACGCUUUCGACGUGAUCGGGGAGAUCACGUACAGCAAGCGGCACGGCUUCAUUGAGAGGAACGAAGACGUUGACGGAAUUAUUUCCUAUCUCGGGGAGCUAUUCCUCUACGUCGCACCGAUUGGACAGAUUCCCUGGUUGGAUCUUCUGUUCCUGAAAAAUCCCCUAUACUUGAAGCUCUCGCAACUGGGCCUUUUCGACGCGACUUUCCCGGUGGCCCGCUUUGCACGAGCCCGCAUGGCCGAGCGGCUGAUCCCCGAGCUCAAACCCGAAGCCAGCCACAUCGCAGACCCAUCGGCAGGUCCGGCGAUGAAGAAAGACCUGCUGUCAAGAUUUGUGGAAGCGAGGGAGGCGAGACCGGAGUUCAUGACAGACAGCAUGGUCCAGACCAUGGCAGUGUCAAUGGCGUUUGCCGGCUCCGAGACGACGGCCAUCUCGCUCUCGGCCGUCUUCUACUAUCUGCUUCGCAAUCCAGGCUUCUACGACAAGCUGGUGCAGGAGCUUGACGAGGCUGCCAGGUCCGGCCACUUUGCCGAUUGCGAGACAGGCCUCGUCACAUUCGCGGAAGCCCAAAAGCUUCCUUUUCUUCACGCAUGCGUUCAAGAGGCCUUCCGGAUGCACCCCGCCGCUGGCCUUCCGCUGGAACGCAUCGUGCCGCCCCAGGGAGCCGAAAUUGCGGGCCAUUGGGUCGAGGGUGGUACCAUCGUGGGCUGCUCGGCAUGGACGAUCCACCGCCGAGAAGACGUCUUUGGAGCAGAUGUCUACAAUUUCGACCCUGAAAGGUGGCUUCCCCACCCUGACCGGGACCCUGGAGAGGAGACGGAGCGGAUCAAGAGAAUGAGUGGAAUGAUGUUUCAUUUCGGAAUGGGCAGUCGCACGUGCAUCGGGAAGAACAUCAGCCUCCUGGAGAUCUACAAGGUCGUGCCUAGCCUGCUACGACGGUUUGAUUUCAAGAAUUCGGACACGGAAUGGACAAUAACGAAUGCCUGGUUCGUAAAGCAAUCCGACUUCAAUGUUGUUUUGAGUCGAAGGGAGAUUGUGCAGCCCGCUACAAUGAUACCGCGG
Geosmithia morbida is the source of this 1623-nucleotide messenger RNA. RefSeq names its product Cytochrome P450. Gene Ontology annotation, molecular function: oxidoreductase activity, acting on paired donors, with incorporation or reduction of molecular oxygen; iron ion binding; monooxygenase activity. The transcript has 4 exons. Lineage: Eukaryota; Fungi; Ascomycota; Sordariomycetes; Hypocreales; Bionectriaceae. The record is from RefSeq and is a predicted model, not a curated record. The annotation marks the transcript as partial.